AUGCCUGGCUUGACCUCAGCGUCUGGAGUGCUGGGUUUCCUGUCCGACGAGGAACCCGAGCUCAAGGUCUUCGCGCUGCAGACUCUGAACGACGAUAUUGACACACUAUGGACUGAAGUUGCAGGCUCUGUUGGCCAGAUCGAGGCACUGUAUGAAGAUGAGACUUUCCCCGAGCGACAACUAGCAUCUCUGGUGCUGGCGAAGGUCUACUACCAUCUGCAGGAAUACAAUGAGAGUAUGACCUUUGCUCUCGGUGCCGGUGACCUGUUCGAGCUCGACAACCAUGGCGAAUUCGAAGAAACCAUUAUUUCAAAGUGUGUCGACACCUACAUCAGCUUAUCCGCUGCUCGCCACCCAGGCCAACAGGAGAAGCCCCAAACUGCUUCCCUCCCAACUCUGGCGACCUCUUUUGCGAAUGGAACGGCUGACGCCAAUGCGACUGCGGCUCUCACCUCGCCCACAACCCCUUUCUCCCAGUCCACCCUCCCUUCCAAAUCUCUCCUCUCUAGAGCCUCCAUGAACGCCGUGUUAGAACCUCCCGCACAUGAAGGAAAGGCAGGAUCAGGCGCGGUUCCAGACCGGGCUACUCAGGCAGCUUUGGACAAGGUCACCGAGAGUCUGUUUGAGGGUUGUUUACGGGAAGGUAGAUAUAGGCAGGUGGUUGGAAUCGCUAUCGAGGCACGAAACUUGAAGGUGCUUCGUCGGGUGAUCCAACGCGCGAGCGACGACGAAAAGAACUCAGGUGGGAAGUCUGCGGAGGGCGCGAUAGGGCCGGCCGAAGAGUUGAUGGAAUACGUCCUAGAUAUCUGCAUGGGCAUUGUUCAAGAGCGAGGACUUCGGACAGAGAUAUUAAGGUUAAUUCUGGAUCUUCUCUCGGAGAUUCCAACGCCUGAUUAUUUUGCCAUUGCCAAAUGCGUUGUUUACCUGAAUCUCGACGAGGAGGCGACAAUGAUGCUAAGAAAGCUAGCGGUGACCAACGAUCAGAAAUCGACAGCGAUCGCAUACCAAAUAGCUUUUGAUUUGUACGACAAUGGCACUCAGGAGUUUCUGGCCAAGGUUAUUAAGUCGCUGCCUAAGAAGCCAGAAGCACCGUCUGAAGACAAAGCGGAUCCUACUGAAACAGAUCAAUUGUUGGGAGGCGUAGACGAGGAGCUUGAUGCCUUGAACUCCGAAUUCUCGGAUAAGCAGCUCGAAAUCUUCGAUCGGAUACGCAAAAUUCUUGAUGGAAGUGAGACGAUAAAGCUGAACCUCGAGUUCCUCUACCGAAACAACCACACUGAUCUCAGCAUACUCAACAAGGUCAAGGACAGUCUAGAGGGGCGGAACUCAAUUUUCCAUACGGCGGUCACGUUUUGCAAUGCUUUCAUGAACCAAGGCACCACCAAUGAUAAAUUCUUCCGUGAUAACCUUGAGUGGCUCGGGAAGGCUGUAAAUUGGUCCAAGUUCUCAGCAACUGCGGCUCUUGGUGUCAUACACCGUGGAAACCUGACGCAAUGUCGCAAGCUUUUGGAGCCUUAUUUACCAAGGAGGUCGGCACUUGGGGGCUCAAUCUUUAGCCAAGGUGGCGCACUUUACGCUUACGGCUUGAUCUACGCCAACCAUGGAGCCGAUGCGCUCGAAUACCUGAAGGAGCAAUUUAAUGAGGCCCAGGAGGAGGUCAUCCAGCAUGGUGGUGCUCUAGGCCUUGGCAUUGCUGGCAUGGCGACCGGAUCCGAGCAGAUUUAUGAGAGCCUCAAGAAUGUGCUUUACACCGACUCUGCUCUCAAUGGUGAAGCAGUUGGGCUCGCAAUGGGUCUCAUUAUGCUGGGGACUGGUAAUACGAAGGCUUUGGAGGACAUGAUAACCUACGCUCAUGAGACACAACACGAAAAGAUUGUUCGAGGUCUUGCUGUGGGUAUGGCUUUGAUCAUGUACAGUCGACAGGAAGGGGCCGACGAGCUCAUUGAGGGUCUACUGAACGAUCCUGACCCAACUCUGCGAUAUGGGGGUAUCAUGACUGUUGCGUUGGCAUACUGUGGCACUGGCAGCAACAAAGCUGUACGGAAGCUACUCCAUGUUGCCGUUAGCGAUGUUAAUGAUGACGUCCGCCGGAUCGCUGUCAUGAGCUUGGGAUUCAUCUUGUUCCGGAAGCCUGGUAGCGUGCCCCGCAUGGUCGAGCUUUUGUCCGAGUCCUACAACCCACAUGUGCGAUACGGAGCAGCUAUGGCUCUGGGUAUAUCUUGUGCAGGUACUGGUUUGGAUGAGGCGAUCGACUUGCUCGAGCCUAUGGUCAAGGAUCCCACGGACUUCGUACGACAGGGUGCCUUGAUUUCACUUGCUAUGAUCAUGGUGCAGCAGAACGAGACCAUGAACCCCAAGGUUGCUGCUAUCCGCAAGACCUUGAAGAAGAUCGUAGGUGAUCGCCACGAAGAUGCGAUGACCAAAUUUGGAUGUGCUUUGGCACUCGGCAUCAUCGACGCUGGAGGACGGAACUGCACCAUCGGCUUGCAGACCCAGACUGGAAACCUCAACAUGGCCGGUAUUGUCGGGAUGGCCGUUUUUAUCCAAUACUGGUACUGGUUCCCAUUCACCCACUUCCUGUCAUUGAGUUUCACCCCUACCUCCAUGAUCGGGCUCGAUCAUGACCUGGACAUUCCAAGUUUCAAGUUCCACAGCGCUACACGCCCAAGUCUCUUCGAGUAUCCUCCUGAACAGGAGGUAAAGACUGAUGAGGCGCCAACUUUGAUCGCCACAGCCGUGCUUUCAACCACCGCUCAAGCCAAGCGCCGAGCCCAAAAGAAGGAGCGCGCCCAACGCCGCGAAAGCAUGGAUAUUGAUCAAACACCGACAACCCCGAAGAUAAAUGCUCCGGUUGGGGACAAGAUGGAAGUGGAUGACGAAUCCAAGGACAAGGAAGAAAAGCCGGAGGAGAAAAAGGAAGAUGCCGACGGCGAGAAGGAAACGUCUCCAGCCGAAGCCGCAAAGAAGAAACUCGAGAAGGAAAAGGUUGGCUACGAGAUCGAGAACAUGUCUAGGGUCCUGCCGGCCCAGCUCAAGUUCAUCAGCUUCCCUGCUGGUCGUUACAAGCCUGUCAAGAAACCCACAGGAGGCGUCAUCCUGCUCGUCGACACCGAACCAGAGGAAGAAAAGGUCCUAAUCGAAGAGAAGCUGAAGAAAGCUUCAACUGAGAAGGCCGCUGCGCCGACAACGCUGGAGGAUAUGCGCAAUGAGUCAUUCAAUCUUCGUCGUCACGCUGAUGCUCAAGGUGAAGCAUCUGGAGCCGGCGCUGCUGCUGCCGCCGGUGUCCUGACUGCUGUCGACGAGGAUGAGGAGGGUGCUGAGGAGGCCGAAUGCCCACGGGAAUUCGAAUACUUCUCCGACAAUGAGGAAGAGUCUUAA
This is a messenger RNA of Venustampulla echinocandica, 3378 nucleotides long. RefSeq lists its product as uncharacterized. Lineage: Eukaryota; Fungi; Ascomycota; Leotiomycetes; Helotiales; Pleuroascaceae. Gene Ontology annotation, cellular component: nucleus; proteasome regulatory particle, base subcomplex; proteasome storage granule. Gene Ontology annotation, biological process: regulation of protein catabolic process; proteasome-mediated ubiquitin-dependent protein catabolic process. The coding region runs from base 1 to 3378 and encodes 1125 amino acids. The transcript has 4 exons. The record is from RefSeq and is a predicted model, not a curated record. Gene Ontology annotation, molecular function: enzyme regulator activity.